GAGAGAGAGUGGAAUGAUUCCCACCAUGGAUAGUAAUAUUGCAAUGGUAUAUUCACAAACAUAUAACACGAUUGCCAUCUUCAUUUAUUUCUUGAAAUUAAGGCCCUGACGUUGCUAAUAACUGGGAAUGCAUAUCGCUCAAGUGCUACCACUUUGGUGCCCCACGUACUUGGGAAGGGGCGAAAGAGUAUUGCAGCAACCUACCGGGUGUACCAACGAUAACCGGAGACAAGAAACCGUCUCUCCUCUAUGUGGAAACCGAUGAUGAGAUCCGAGACAUCAUUGAGAGAGGUUGGAACUUGCCUCUGGUCAUGCCGGGUGUUUGGAUUAACUGCAACGACAAGCAAACCGAAGAGGAACUCAUCUGUGACGUAGACGGUAAAGGAACUCUGCAAAGCACGACCAAAUGGCUAGCUGGCGAACCGGAUGGUUCCGAGGACGAGAACUGUGUAGCUAUCCCGGUAACUGAUGAGAUUGGUCAGAUGAGUGGCGGCUGGGCUGAUGCACCGUGUCAAGAUGUAUUCAGUACAAUAUGUCAGAUAUUCUUGUAAAAAGUGAUGGAUGACGAAAAAGGGAUAAAAAAUUAAAAUGAAUUUCAACAAAAAGGAUGCAUGAUAGAGUUAAACUCCUAAGAAUCUCCAUAUUAAUUCUUCAUUUUUUUAUACCAAGUAAACAAAACAUUGUGGAUGACGUGCAAUAAAGUAAAACAUGUAGGCCUAUCGACAAAAAUGAACAAGCUGGAAUAUGAUUGAAUCAUGUAAUUUAUUCAUAUUAUCUGAGCAGUUUUAAAAGGUUUUACCCAGCAUGUGACUACAUUCCAGGUGGGUGUUUCAUAAAGCUGUUCGUAAGUUAAGAGCGACGCUGCGAACGACUGGUGAUCCUUCUU
Messenger RNA from Lytechinus variegatus (green sea urchin), 886 nucleotides. Its product is annotated as tetranectin-like. Bases 312 to 551 code for a protein of 79 amino acids. The record is from RefSeq and is a predicted model, not a curated record. NCBI's taxonomy places the organism in Eukaryota, Metazoa, Echinodermata, Echinoidea, Temnopleuroida, Toxopneustidae. The transcript is spliced from 2 exons.